This is a messenger RNA of Pseudozyma flocculosa PF-1, 1887 nucleotides long. RefSeq lists its product as uncharacterized. The record is from RefSeq and is a predicted model, not a curated record. NCBI's taxonomy places the organism in Eukaryota, Fungi, Basidiomycota, Ustilaginomycetes, Ustilaginales, Ustilaginaceae. The transcript has a single exon. Gene Ontology annotation, molecular function: 2-(3-amino-3-carboxypropyl)histidine synthase activity. The coding region runs from base 1 to 1887 and encodes 628 amino acids. Gene Ontology annotation, biological process: protein histidyl modification to diphthamide.
AUGGUCGACGCUGCUUCUGGACCGGCGACCGCUGAGAACCCUCGCAAGCGCUUCGGCGCAGGCAACGGGAAUGGGAACGGGGCCGGUGGCAGUGCCGGCGCCAGUAGCGGCAACGUCUCGACCUCUGCCUCUUCGGUGGCAGGCCCCUCGACGCCGCGGCUAGCCAAUGCGGUGCCGCAGUCAAUCCUCGAGGAUGUCUCGCUCAACGCCGCCAUCGCCGCCAUCCUUCCGGCCAACUACAGCUUCGAGAUCCACAAGACGAUCCACCAUAUCCGCAAGAACGGCUCGACCUGUGUGGCGCUCCAGAUGCCCGAGGGCUUGACGCUGUGGGCGACGGGUAUCGCCGACAUCAUCGAGAGGUUCACCGACGCCACCACCGUCAUCAUGGGCGAUGUGACCUACGGCGCCUGCUGCGUCGACGACUACACGGCCAUGGCGCUCGGCUGCGACAUGCUCGUCCACUACGGCCACAGCUGCCUCAUCCCCGUCGACCAGACAAAGAUCAAGACGCUCUACGUCUUUGUCGAGAUCUCGAUUGACCCGGCGCACCUGGCCGCCACCGUCAGGGCCAACUUUCCGGACCAGAAGGCUCUGUUCAGGCAGAGGAUCCUCGGCGGCAGUCAGGAGGGCGACGAGGACGGCGGCGCCAAGCCUCAGAUCCAGGUCGGCCUGGAGGACGAGGAUGGCAACGCGAGUGCCGGUAGCCUUACGCCCGGCACGGCGCCCACGCAUCUCGUACUCGUCGGCACGGUCCAAUUCAUCAACGCCAUCCACGGUCUACGGGAGGCUCUCGAAGCCGAGCAGCACCGACACGCGGACGGGUCCGUCAGCUCGGGACCCCUUCCAGAUCGACUACGAAUCACCGCCGGGCCCGACGGCUCCUCCUCUGCUCCAUCUGCUGAUUCGCCCGCCGCCGAAUCUAGCCCACUUGGCUGGCACUCGGGCAGCUACCGCAUCACGGUGCCGCAGGUAAAGCCGCUCAGUCCGGGCGAGAUCCUGGGCUGCACGUCGCCCAAGCUGAGCGACACCGACGUCGAUGCCAUCAUCUACAUCGGCGACGGCCGCUUCCACCUCGAGUCGAUCAUGAUUGGCAACCCGCGCAUCCCGGCGUUCCGGUACGACCCGUACACGAAGCGUUUCGUGCGCGAGCUCUACGACCACGCCGAGAUGCGCAAGAUGCGCGCCGAGGCCGUCCGCACUGCCCAGGCCAGCGUCGGAGACAUGGAACUGCGUCCCGAGGAGACUGUUUCUCCGCCGCCGCCGCCGCCAUCGCAGGGGACCGAGCAUUUGAUCACGCGGCCACAACCGGUCGACGAGCCUCAGCGUGACGACAAGGCGGUCGCCCCCACCAAGGCGACGGGAUGGGGCGUGGUUCUGGGUACGCUGGGGCGUCAGGGCUCGCUGCGGGUGCUCGACUCGCUCACCUCGUCGCUGUCGGCGCACAGCCCGCCCAUUCCAUUCGUGCCCAUCCUGCUUUCGGAGCUAUCUCCGCAGAAGCUCUCGCUGUUCGGCGGCCACCUCUCGGUCUACAUCCAGUCGUCGUGUCCGCGUCUCUCGAUAGACUGGGGAUCGGCGUUCCCCAAGCCCCUCCUCUCGCCCUACGAGGCGGCCGUCAGCGUCGGCCGCGUCAAGGGGUGGCAGGAGGACGUCGACGGACUCGGACUCAGUCGCCAGCCGGCGCGCGACGGCUCGUUGAAGCUGCAGCCGCAGCAGAAGGACAUGCUCCUCAACGGCGACUACCCCAUGGACUUCUACGCCGACGACUCGUUGGGCAGCUGGACGCCGCGCCAUGGCAUGGGCGUCAAGAAGGUCGGCAAAGGUGGCAACAGGGAGCUGUUAAAGAGGCUCAGGAAUCGCGGCAAGGCCGAGGUCCCCCAGGCGGCUUAG